AUGGCAGUGAACCAGGAAGUUCUUGACGCAAUCAAGGGCAUGAGCGUGAUGGAUCUGGCCGAUCUGGUCAAGGCCAUCGAGGAAGAAUUCGGCGUCUCUGCGGCCGCUCCCAUGGCGGUUGCCGCCGCUCCGGCUGCCGGUGUGGUCACCGACGACGCUCCGUCCGCCGGCGACGAGCAGACCGAGUUCACCAUCACGCUGGCCGACUUCGGCGCCAACAAGAUCAACGUCAUCAAGGCCGUGCGCGAGGUUACCGACCUCGGCCUGCGCGAAGCCAAAGAACUCGUCGAAGCGGCUCCGACUCGCGUCCGCGAGGGCGUGAACAAGGAAGACGCCGACAGCAUCAAGACCAAGCUGGAAGAGGCAGGAGCCACGGUGCAGGUGGGCUAG
This is a messenger RNA of Geodia barretti, 390 nucleotides long. Lineage: Eukaryota; Metazoa; Porifera; Demospongiae; Tetractinellida; Geodiidae. The record is from the annotation of a GenBank genome assembly.